This is a messenger RNA of Wyeomyia smithii (pitcher-plant mosquito), 3640 nucleotides long. RefSeq names its product DNA topoisomerase 3-alpha (gene Top3alpha). Gene Ontology annotation, molecular function: DNA topoisomerase type I (single strand cut, ATP-independent) activity; DNA binding; zinc ion binding. The coding region runs from base 520 to 3549 and encodes 1009 amino acids. Gene Ontology annotation, cellular component: nucleus. NCBI's taxonomy places the organism in Eukaryota, Metazoa, Arthropoda, Insecta, Diptera, Culicidae. The transcript is spliced from 4 exons. Gene Ontology annotation, biological process: DNA topological change. The record is from RefSeq and is a predicted model, not a curated record.
ACGAGAUUAAAGUUUGCAUAUAAAUAAAGAAUAGAUUUGACACUCCAACUACUUCGCCACCCGCUACUGAAAUAAAAGAAUUUUCAUUACCUGUCGAAUAUAUACAGUGACUCAAAGUUGUCACAACAAGACUUGGCUGAUAUGGACUGAACGGUCUGCGCCAAACAGCGAGAAAGAAAAAAAAAAAAACAAACAGAUUGAUAAUGACAGCACCAAAACUCAGUCAGAGUGAAAAGCUUUCAAAGAAACUGUGCUCGUUUUGGCUUGUUUUUCGCUAGCUCUGAAUAAGUGUGUGCGUUACGUCGGAUUUUAAAAAGUUUUCAGCAAAAGAAAGUAGUGAGUGAAACACGACACAGAGCGCGGAUUUUCAAAACGAGACAGCUUCAUACGGUUCAUAUAUGAAUAGUUGUUUUUGUUAAAAUUGUAAUCAAAAGUGGUUGACGAAUGGUGAUUUAACAUAAUUUUUUAUGAACCGGUUUGUUUUAAAUUUAAUUUUGUCAACGUUAGACACACAAUUGAAUGUUUCGUGUGCUUACCGUCGCUAAAAAAUUCUGUACUUGUGUUUUAUCUGGUGAUGCACCAAUGAAGUAUCUUAAUGUUGCUGAGAAGAACGAUGCCGCGAAGAAUAUUGCCAAUUUGCUUUCUCGGGGCACAGCACGACGGCGCGAAGGAUUUUCCCCAUAUAACAAAAUCUACGAGUUCGAAUAUUCGAUACGCAACCAACAUGUUCAAAUGGUGAUGACCUCAGUAUCGGGGCACUUGCUAAACUAUGAAUUUUUACCGUCCUUUCGAGGCUGGCAUAGCUGUAACCCGGAACAAUUAUUUGACGCUCCGGUGCGAAAAGCGUGCAUAGAAGGUGGAGACAAAGUUAAACGGACUUUAGAACGUGAAAUACGUGGUUGUAAUACGUUAGUUAUAUGGACAGAUUGCGAUCGAGAGGGAGAAAACAUUGGAUUUGAAAUCAUUGAGGUAUGCAGAGCGAUUAAACCACAGAUUCGAGUAUUAAGAGCGAAAUUCUCUGAAAUUACAACGCCGUCUAUUAAACGUGCGGUGGAAAAUUUGGCGGAACCGGAUGAUCGUCAAAAUGAUGCUGUAAACGUGAGAAGCGAGCUGGAUUUACGCAUUGGGGCAGCUUUUACUCGGUUUCAAACAUUGCGCUUGCAAAAUGUGUUUCCGGAAAAGAUUGUCAACAAUUUAGUUUCAUACGGGAGCUGCCAGAUACCUACCUUGGGUUUUGUUGCCCAGCGAUACAAGGAAAUUGAGAGGUUUAUUCCCCAACCCUUCUGGAAACUGAAAUUGAAUCAUACAAUUAAUGAGCUUACAGUUGAGUUUCAUUGGGCUCGAAAUAGGCUCUUCGAUAAGCAAUGCUGUGAAGCAUAUUUGAUGGUUUGUCAAUCGGAAUCCAUGGUAAAGAUCAUCAGUGUGUCAAACAAACCGAAAAGUAAGUGGCGACCAACUCCGAUGGACACUAUCGAACUGGAGAAAUUGGGCUCGAGAAAGCUUAAAAUUAACGCUAAGCAAACGAUGACAAUAGCGGAGAAACUGUACACGCAAGGUAUCAUAAGUUAUCCCCGCACGGAAACGAAUAUGUUCACCAACGACAUAAAACUAACACCACUGGUCGAGAUGCAAGCUGAUAGCCCUGAAUGGGGUUCUUUCGCCCAAAAGGUUCUUCAAUGGGGCCCAAACCCGCGCAACGGAAAGAAAUCAGAUCAAGCUCAUCCACCUAUUCAUCCAACUAAAUUCGUAACUAACUUAAGCGGAGACGAACGAAAAGUAUAUGAAUUAAUUGUUCGACACUUUCUGGCAUGUGUGAGCAAAGAUGCAACUGGGUCUGAAACAAUUGUAACAGCUGUGCUAGCAGAAGAAGAAUUUACGGCUUCCGGCCUUUGUAUCCACGAGAGAAAUUAUUUGGAAGUGUAUCCAUACGAUCGAUGGAACUCAAAGGAAAUACAUCCCUAUCAGGUUGGAAAUACCUUCGAACCGACGGAACUUGAUCUGCACGAAGGAACAACGACGGCACCAAACAUGCUUACAGAAGCUGAUUUGAUUGCACUAAUGGAAAAACAUGGAAUUGGAACCGACGCUACCCAUGCCGACCACAUCAACACUAUUAAAGAGAGAGGAUAUAUAGGGGAAGCGGAUCGUGGAUUUUUGGUCCCCGGGACACUAGGAAUGGGCCUAGUGGAAGGAUACGAAUCUAUGGAACUUCCAUUGGCACAACCAGUACUUCGAGCGGGACUUGAAGCAGAUCUGAAGCUUAUAUGUGAAGGAAGAAAAGACCCCAAAGUGGUACUAGAGGAGCAGAUUCGAAAAUAUAAAGAGGCUUAUAGAGUUAUCACUGAAAAAGCUAGAGCACUGGAUCAAGCAAUGGGUCAACGAUUAAACCAAGCUCCGAGAGACGCACCAUCGAGUCUACCAGCCGGUUCGGGGUCUAUUCAAGAAAUGUGUCGAUGUCCAAAGUGUUCUCAAAUGUUAUGUUUAAGGACGAAAAAAGAUGGAAAUGGUUACUAUCUAGGUUGUUUGGGCUUUCCUGAUUGCAAAAACAGUGUCUGGUUUGAUGAUAACAUUAAAGAAGCCUCAGGAACAGAUGAAAUCUGUCAGAAAUGCGGCGGAACCAAUAAGAAAAUGUUGGUUAAGUUUAGGCAAACACGGUUCUAUGCAUUUCUCAAUCACACGAACAAUAUCUCGUAUAAAACUUGCAUUGUAUGUGACGACAAGUUCCGAGAUAUUCUCGGAAUCGACAUUAGUCUAGUAAAACAAUUCCGUUCGAAUGGAAUUAGAGCAAAUGUUCCUAUUCCAACACGUGGAACAGCGCCCUCUAGUGGUGAAAGGCAUAGCCAUGAACCUCCCAGUAACCGAUCCAAUGGACAUGGUGCUGAUAGAGGCGGUUGGGGUACUAACCUUAAUAAUCGGGAUGAUGAUGAUGAUGAUCGACGGGGCGGUGGUGGAGGAGCGAUUGCUACCGGUCGAUCAAACACAGCAACCACAGGCAGUGGUUGGGGAGGUAGUUGGAAUUCAUCCUCAAGUUCAUCAAAUGGCACGCAAAAUAGACGCAAUGAACCGACUCUGUUAAACAACACAACAUGGAACAGAAAUCCGCUUCCGAAUACGUCGCACAGUGCAUCUUUUAGAUCCACCAACGAGCAAGUUAUGUGCCGUUGUAAUCUACCAGCAAAAGAGUUAACCGUGAAAAAGGAAGGUCCAAACAAGGGACGUCCCUUUUUUGCUUGUUCUAAAGCCCAAAACGAGCAAUGUGGAUUUUUCCAGUGGGCAGACGAGAAUAAUGCCCCGCAGACUGGUGGGGUUGGUACUAACACAAAUUGGGGUAGUCAGAGUCGACCACCUCCAGCCGGCAAUAGUUCUUAUGGUGGCAGCAGUAACAGCACUUGGGGAAGGACACGUGAGAGUAGUAAUGUUGGGCGAGGUAGUAAAGGUAACGCGAGUAGAACUGGUGAGCAGGGCAAAGCGGCAAGAAAAUGCGGCUUUUGUCGACAAGAAGGUCACACUAAGGCGAAGUGUCCGCAGAGGGAAAGUAUGGAUUACUGAAAGUUGAAAACCAACAACAUGUUUAUGUUGAUGUACAGUUUAUAAUGUGUUUUAUUUUGUUGUACAUAAUAAAUACUGAUUAGGCUGGUAA